Diospyros lotus (date-plum) is the source of this 1313-nucleotide messenger RNA. Its product is annotated as NAC domain-containing protein 83-like. The record is from RefSeq and is a predicted model, not a curated record. Gene Ontology annotation, molecular function: DNA binding. Gene Ontology annotation, biological process: regulation of DNA-templated transcription. The coding region runs from base 208 to 969 and encodes 253 amino acids. Lineage: Eukaryota; Viridiplantae; Streptophyta; Magnoliopsida; Ericales; Ebenaceae. The transcript has 3 exons.
ACUUUCCCCCACCUCUUCACGCCCACCCACCCCUCUCUCUCUCUCCUUGUUUUUUCCUCUCACUCGUCACAUGCAUAUUGUUCUCUACUUGGAUGGGUUCUAGGAUUAGCCCUCUCUGACUAACAAGCAGUAGCUCCGAGAUCAAAAUUUGAGCUCAAUUCAAGUAAUCAGUUCGGUUAUUUGAGCUCGUACUCCUGUGUUUUGGAGAUGGAGAAGCUCAACUUUGUUAAGAAUGGUGUUCUGAGAUUGCCGCCUGGCUUCCGCUUCCACCCCACGGACGAAGAACUCGUAGUUCAGUACUUGAAGCGCAAGGUGUUUUCAUACCCUUUGCCGGCUUCAAUCAUCCCCGAGUUCGAUGUCUGCAAAUCCGACCCUUGGGACUUGCCAGGUGAGUUGGAGGAGGAGAGGUACUUCUUCAGCACCAGGGAAGCCAAGUACCCAAAUGGGAACCGCUCCAACAGGGCCACCGGUUCUGGGUACUGGAAGGCCACCGGCAUAGACAAGCAAAUUGUGGGUUCCAGGAUCAAACAGGUGGUGGGCAUGAAGAAAACUCUGGUUUUCUACAGGGGGAAGCCUCCUCAUGGCUCUAGGACUGAUUGGAUCAUGCACGAAUACCGCCUCGUCUCUCCUGAAACUACAGCCCCACAGAAGAACGACGCAUCAUCAGCAGCAACUCAGAGCUGUAUGCAAGAUUGGGUACUUUGCCGCAUAUUUCUGAAGAAAAGGAGCACCAAAAAUGGCGAAGAGGCUACGGAAUCUCACAACUUUAAAGCAGUGGGGAAUCUUGGCAAGGCUAGGCUUGUUUACUACGAUUUCCUGGCAAAGGAGAGGACGAAUUUGAAUCUUGCCCCGGCUUCCUCGUCUUCGGGUUCGAGUGGCGUCACAGAGGUCUCCUGUCAUGGAGCGGAUGACCUUGAAGAAAGCAGUUGUUGCAAUAGCAGUUUUUCCUCUUUGAGAAGAAAACCUUAACUAGCACGAUUUCAAUUAAAUUUUAUCUGUAAUUCAGCUUCUUCCGAAACGCCAAGCAAAUAACCAUCUUGGAGGUCUGAUUGUUCUUAUGAGAAAGAGACAUCGAAAGAAUAAAAAAAAGAAAAAAGAAAAAAAGAAAACAGAAACGGAUCUGGAAAGAAAAGAAAGAAAUCGGCGUCAAGUGUUGUCUGUAAUUUGGAGAGCAAAAGCAUCAUGCAAUGCAUGUUUACCACAGAUGCUACUGUGUACUCCAUUCCAGGGUCGGUUGCAAACCUAGUGAUGAUGAUGAUGUGAUGAUGUUCUUCCCUUUUAAUAUACAUCUAAACUUGUUUUUAACCACAAAA